Alnus glutinosa is the source of this 4237-nucleotide messenger RNA. RefSeq names its product myosin-1-like. The transcript has 23 exons. Gene Ontology annotation, molecular function: microfilament motor activity; actin filament binding; ATP binding. Lineage: Eukaryota; Viridiplantae; Streptophyta; Magnoliopsida; Fagales; Betulaceae. Gene Ontology annotation, biological process: vesicle transport along actin filament; actin filament organization. Gene Ontology annotation, cellular component: cytoplasm; myosin complex; actin cytoskeleton. The coding region runs from base 367 to 3912 and encodes 1181 amino acids. The record is from RefSeq and is a predicted model, not a curated record.
ACCAAAAUGCAAGUUCUUACGUGCAUAUGUGUGGAACAGAGAAAAAAGCAGAGCAGAAAAAAGCAGCUUUCCACACGCCUCAGAUUUUCCUUCAUUUUCUCUCGCUCACUUUCUCGGAAUCCAAACAUCCCUCUGUCAGACUCACCGUGAGUGACCAUCUCGAUUGUUCUUCACAAUUCUCUCCGCAUGAUUUGAAGAUUUCACCUUGAGAAGCUUUUCAUUUCCACGUUCUUCGCCAAAUCUUUUUCGGAGUUGUUUACUUGAGUUCUGAGAAGUUCUCUCUGGGUUUCUUUUAGGCGGUCGAUCGGAGUUCUACUCUGCUUUGAGUUAAAAUCUGAAGUGGUUUUGAGUUCCUCUCUGAGGUAGAUGUCGCAGAAUUCUCAGGUUCCGCCUUCUUUCCAGUCGAUCAAAUCGUUGCCUGGGGAUUUUAGGUUCACGGGUUCCCCGGCUUCUGAUUGUCUUGAAAAAUCCGAUGCUGGGAAUUUGGGAAAUAUUUAUGUGAUCUCGUCGAGUAUUCCUGAAAAUGGUGAUUUAAGGGAUGGGGUUGUUGAGGGAGUUGAGGGCACAGUUGGCUACAUGGGCCAGGUUAUUGAGGAUUCCCCAUAUAUUGGGAAUGCAAUAUCAGUUGAAGACAGGCCCUCGAUUGUUGAUGAAGAAUUGGAUUCAGUGGUUUCACAUUUGUCUUCAAUCUCGGCAUCACGUAGUGAAUGUAGGUGGGAUGACACCACCUCCUACACUACAAAGAAGAAGCUUCAGUCUUGGAUUCAACUUCCAAAUGGGAAUUGGGAGCUGGGGAAGAUUUUAGCCACUUCAUCAUCUGAGUCUGUUAUUUCACUGCCUGAUGGGAAAGUUUUAAAUGUAAAAACUGAAAGCUUGGUACCAGCAAAUCCUGAUAUACUUGAUGGUGUAGAUGAUCUUAUGCAGCUAAGUUAUUUAAAUGAACCGUCAGUAUUAUACAAUAUUCAGUGUAGAUACAAGCAAGAUAUGAUAUAUACAAAAGCCGGCCCUGUUUUGGUCGCUAUAAAUCCGUUUAAGAGAGUUUCUUUAUAUGGAAAUGAUUACAUUGAAGCAUAUAAGCGUAAAUCUAUUGAGAGUCCCCAUGUGUAUGCCAUUACGGACACCGCUAUCCGGGAAAUGGUACGAGAUGAAGUAAAUCAAUCCAUCAUUAUAAGUGGGGAAAGUGGAGCUGGAAAAACCGAGACGGCAAAAAUAGCUAUGCAAUAUUUGGCUGCUCUUGGUGGUGGAAGCGGAAUAGAAUAUGAGAUAUUGAAGACUAAUCCAAUAUUAGAAGCUUUUGGUAAUGCAAAAACAUUGAGAAAUGACAACUCAAGCCGCUUUGGAAAGCUCAUUGAAAUUCACUUCAGUGAAACUGGAAAAAUAUCUGGUGCCAAUAUUCAAACCUGUAAGUUCACCUUCUUCAUUUUACUAUGUCAACAGUCUAGAGUGGUCCAAUGCACUGAGGGAGAAAGGUCAUAUCAUAUAUUUUAUCAGCUCUGUGCUGGGGUUCCUACUGAUCUAAGAGAGAAGCUAAAUUUGAAGAGUGCAGACGAGUAUAGAUAUCUGAGGCAGAGCAAUUGUUAUUCAAUUACUGGGGUUAAUGAUGCUGAACAAUUUCGCAUUGUUGUGGAAGCUCUGGAUGUUGUCCAUAUUAGCAAAGAAGACCAACAGAGUGUAUUUGCCAUGCUUGCUGCUGUCUUGUGGCUAGGAAACAUCUCAUUUACCGUGAUUGAUAGUGAAAAUCAUGUUGAAGCUGUGACGGAUGAAGGUCUAUAUAAUGUUGCUAAAUUAGUUGGAUGUGACGUUGGGGAGCUUAAGUUGGCUUUGUCAACUCGCAAUAUGAGAGUUGGGAAUGAUAAUAUUGUCCAAAAGUUAACACUAUCUCAGGCCACUGACACAAGAGAUGCAUUGGCAAAAUCAAUUUAUGCUUGUUUGUUUGAGUGGCUGGUUGAACAAAUCAACAAAUCUCUUGCAGUAGGCAAACGUCGUACUGGCAGAUCCAUCAGCAUUCUUGAUAUCUAUGGCUUUGAAUCAUUUGAUAGGAAUUCCUUUGAACAGUUCUGCAUAAAUUAUGCAAAUGAGAGAUUGCAGCAACACUUCAAUCGUCAUCUAUUCAAGUUAGAACAAGAGGAAUAUAUCCAAGAUGGCAUUGACUGGACAAAAGUUGACUUUGAAGACAACCAAGAUUGUCUUAGUCUUUUUGAAAAGAAACCAUUGGGGUUAUUAUCCUUGUUAGAUGAAGAAUCAACUUUCCCAAAUGGCACGGAUUUGACCUUUGCCAACAAGCUUAAGCAACAUCUGAAUUCUAAUUCUUGUUUCAGAGGAGAACGAGGAAAAGCCUUUUCUGUCUGUCACUAUGCGGGGGAGGUUAUGUAUGAUACAACUGGAUUUCUGGAGAAGAACAGGGAUUUACUGCAUCUAGAUUCCAUUCAACUUUUGUCCUCCUGCUCUUGUCGCCUUCCUCAGAUAUUUGCUUCUAGUAUGCUUACACAAUCUGAGAAACCUGUAGUUGGUCCUUUAUAUAAAGCAGGUGGAGCAGAUUCCCAAAAGCUAAGUGUUGCUACAAAAUUUAAGGGUCAAUUAUUCCAACUGAUGCAACGCCUAGAAAGCACCACACCUCAUUUCAUACGUUGUAUCAAGCCCAAUAACCUUCAGUCUCCCAAAUUGUAUGAACAAGGACUUGUGCUACAGCAGUUAAGAUGUUGUGGAGUCCUAGAAGUAGUGCGAAUAUCAAGAUCUGGCUUUCCCACCAGAAUGUCCCACCAGAAGUUUGCUAGAAGAUAUGGUUUUCUUCUGCUGGAGAAUGCCACAUAUCAGGAUCCACUUAGUGUUUCAGUUGCAAUUCUUCAUCAGUUCAAUAUCUUGCCUGAAAUGUAUCAAGUUGGCUACACAAAGUUGUUCUUCCGAACUGGACAGAUUGGGGUGCUUGAGGAUACAAGAAACCGUACCCUCCAUGGCAUUUUAAGGGUUCAAAGCUGUUUUAGAGGGUACCGAGCGCGCUGUUACCUUAGGGAACUUAGGAGAGGAAUUGCCACUCUUCAGUCAUUUGUUCGGGGAGACAAAACCAGAAUGGAAUAUGCAGUCACCCUGCAGAGACAUAGAGCUACUGUUGUAAUACAAAAGUGGAUGAAAGGAAGGAUUGCUAGGAAGAAAUUGAGGAGUAUAAAUGAUGCAUCAAUUGUAAUACAAUCAGUUAUUCGUGGCUGGCUGGUCAGAAGAUGCUCAGGGGAUGUAGGACUACUGAAAUCUGGUGGCAUGAAGGCUAAUGAAUCAGAUGAGGUGCUGGUGAAGUCUUCCUUCCUUGCUGAAUUACAACGACGAGUUCUUAAGGCAGAGGCUGGUCUGAGAGAAAAAGAAGAGGAGAAUGACAUCCUCCACCAACGUCUCCAACAGUAUGAGAGUCGUUGGUCUGAAUAUGAGCUGAAAAUGAGAUCCAUGGAAGAAGUGUGGCAGAAACAAAUGAGAUCCCUACAAUCUAGCCUCUCCAUUGCAAAGAAGAGCCUAGCCAUUGACGAUUCUGAAAGAAACUCUGACGCAUCAGUAAAUGCUAGCGAUGACAGAGACUACAGCUCAGAUAUGGGAAGUAAUGAUAAGCGAGUUGAGAGCAAUGGGUUGAGGCCAAUGAGUGCUAGUUUGAGUGUAAUAAGCAGGUUAGCUGAAGAAUUUGAGCAGCGGAGUCAAGUAUUUGGUGAUGAUGCCAAGUUCUUGGUGGAGGUAAAGUCCGGUCAAGUCGAUGCAAGUCUGAAUCCAGACAGGGAGCUUAGAAGGUUGAAGCAGAUGUUUGAAGGUUGGAAGAAGGAUUAUGGGUCAAGACUGCGGGAAACAAAGGUGAUUUUGCAUAAGCUUGGAAACGAAGAUGGAAAUGUGGUGAAAAAGAAAUGGUGGGGAAGGAGGAACAGCUCAAGGAUAAAUUAGAUGGGGUUAUAUUUGUCUCAAUUAUUGAGGCCCCGUCUGUUUUCCAUCUUCGGAAAUCGUGAAGGUACUGUUAAAGACACGAGAAAGUUGUAGGGAAAGGAGCAGCUCAAUGAUAAUUGUUGAUCAUUCAAACACAGUUUUAUUGAAUCAUCAUUUUGUUUCCUCUUUUCUAUUUAUCAACGCGAGUUGUUGUUGCAUAUAGAAAAUUGUGAGGAGUUUUGGUGUUGCAAGCGAUUUGGUACAUUACAGAGCCUGGAAAUGAAAGUAUGUAUAUCAAUUUCAAUAUAGAUCCAGUUACGUUAAUGAAAGACCGAGUUGUCUACAA